AUGGACGCGUCAGCGGACCCCGUGAACGUUGCCGUGGCCGAGCUUGUCGGCAUGGCCGAUAUGUUGAAGCGGAUGCGAGAUUCCUGCUGGAACAAGUGCAUCGCUGCGGUAAAAGUUGAGCGUAUGGACCCCGGCGAGCAGAGCUGCGUGGACCGCUGUGUGAAUAAGCCACAGACGGCAUCUGUCUACGAUCCCGUUCAUCGAAAGCUCGGGUCUGACGUCCAUGUAGACGGCAAUGGGUUCGUCGUUUGGUGCACGUCCCUCGUAGAAGUCGAUGAUAUACCUGAGCCAUUGUUCGAUACGCACACAUUUGACGUACCUGACCAGUUUCCCGCACCUGUCUACAGUCCAAUCGUGCCUGUCGUACGGCAGCUUGUAUCCCAUCAGAUGUCUUAA
Molecule: messenger RNA, 396 nt
Organism: Babesia ovata
Lineage: Eukaryota; Apicomplexa; Aconoidasida; Piroplasmida; Babesiidae
Product: TIM10 family protein
Exons: 3
Coding region: 1-396 (131 amino acids)
Source: RefSeq, a predicted model, not a curated record